Messenger RNA from Cydia fagiglandana, 1826 nucleotides. RefSeq lists its product as uncharacterized. Lineage: Eukaryota; Metazoa; Arthropoda; Insecta; Lepidoptera; Tortricidae. The transcript has a single exon. The record is from RefSeq and is a predicted model, not a curated record. Bases 57 to 1751 code for a protein of 564 amino acids.
UUCAGUUCAAAUCGUUUUACAAGUUUUUUUAUAAUAGGUAUUUUUAAAAAUAACAGAUGAGUUUACUGGACCUACCCACGGAAAUCGGAACAUUAAUAUUCACGUAUUUGGAUAUCAAGUCAAAAAUAAAUGUUUACAGUAUAAAUGAGUUGAAAGAGUUUUUUGCACCAUGUCUGAUGAGAAAAGUAAAUAUAUCCAGGAGUAUCGUCGCCUCAGUAAAUACAUUGAGUUCUAGUGUUCUUCAAGAUUUUGCGGUUAAUAUCCAGGAACUAAAUCUGAGUGGUAUUCAAGAUCUUACAGCAGAUAAGUUAACUCCAUACUUACAAAGAUGUACUAAUUUAAAAACCUUGGAUGUGACCUUUACCAGGAUAUUUCUAUCGGAUGUGGAACACAUUUGUUGCAAUAGUUUAAAGAAUAUUAGUAUAAAUUAUUUCAAAUGGCCUAGGAAACAUGCCAAUAAUGAUGAAGUUUGGAAAAAGGUUUCGGACAUAUUUAAAAGACAAAAGUUUGAAUAUGUACAUUUUGUUGUGUUGGAGUUUUAUGACUCUGAAUCUCCUCUCAAAUUCAUGGAAGAUAUCCCUAUGACUAAAUAUUUUAAAAUUACUCUCGCUGAUAACUACAGAGAUUAUUCAGAAACCGAUGAAUAUUAUGAAUCAGUUAAUGUUGAAGAGAGCAUUGACAUAAAUUUCGAACGUCUAUGUUACAUUUUUCGUGAUUGUAGAGUAUCUCAUAAAACUGCAAGAAGUCUAAAAGGCGUAUCAAAUUUGAACUAUAAAAAGAUAGAAUACAUUUUUAUCAUGUAUUUAGAAACAAUUUACAUUUAUGUAUCUCCAAUUUUCAGUGGGAUGUUUUCACUUUGUUGCUCUGAUCUUACUAUUAAUAUCUAUGCGCAUCUACCUUUGGAUUUCAUCUUAGACGGGAACAUAAUAUUCCUAGCUUGGAACAAAGAUAUAACAGUGUUUAAUGAGGAUUUUUUCAAAAAUGUAUUAAACGAAUUAACGGAUUAUUUUCCCACCUAUUUUUGUAUGCAUACUAAGUUGCCUAUGAACAUUACUGCAGCGCCCAGCCAUUGGUAUUGCAUAGAUUCAUGUGACACGUUUAAUGAAAUUCUAGAUGACUUGCCAGAAAAUGUUACUUUGACAGAUUUCUGUAGGAAAGGCUCAGUUGUUCGAUGGAAUCGGCUUGUAACACUUAAAUCAGAACUCAAAAGUUUGAAGAACAUAACGUUUUUAAGUUUAAGCAAUAUUUGUGCAAAAGGCGACUUCUUCGCUCACAUUUUCUUACAAUGUAAAAGACUGUAUACUAUUGACGUGUACAUUGAGAACCGUGGCCGUCCAAGCUCAUAUUCUAGUUGUACACUGUCUCUGUUUAACUCAAUGCAUCUGACAAAAUGCUUGAAGAACCUGAAGUUAACAUUAGAAGACAUAGAAUACGGGAUGGUGUUCGACUCAAUCAGUCAAUGUCCUUCUUUGGAGAACGUACAUAUAUGCGAGUACCAACGUGUUUUAGCAGACUACGAGGCGGACGAAGAUAACGUGUCUUUACUUAUAGAGAAAUGCUGCAAUUUGUACAGUCUAUUCAUUGAGGCGGACAUGGAUCCAGAGGCGUUGACUAUGCUGAUGGGUGCUUUGAGGAAUGCCGCGCAGAAUCUUGAGAAAGACCACUUAUGUGUUGAAGUGUGUGAUUGCUACGGAGGAUGGAAUCCAUUCGCAGAUGUUUUUAACCCCAGCCCGCUACGAAUAACGGAAUGAACUGUCGGUAGGUAUGUUGAUAUUUUUUGUUUAGAUUCGUAAUUUGUUAUUUAGCUGUUUAGUAAGUAUGAUGAU